UAUCAUAAUAAUUGUCCGACGUACCUUCGGGAGGGGUUUCAUAGAACCUCUGAAAUUCAUGACUAUAAUUUGAGGGGUUCUAACUAUGAUCUCCAACUACCACUAACUAACACAAAUUUUCUUAAGCGUUCAUUUUCUUAUCGGGGUGCAAUGGCUUGGAACCAACUGUCAAAUCAAACACGUGAGAUAGGGGAUCUUACUAGCUUUAAACUCGCGACAUCCUAGGAUAUAACUUUUUAUUAUGUUUUUAUCUUAUUUCUUUAAUGACUCAUUUCUUGUUAUUAUAUUGUAUUUCAAAUUAUUACUAUUUUUACCAGUAUUAUUAGUCUUGCUUACCAUACAAACUAGAUAGUCACGUUUAUGUGAGUCGAUAGGAACAGAUAAAAUUGUCAAUUCUUGUGCUAAUUAUUGUUAGCUAAUCACUAGUCUUAAUAUUUAUUUCUUGUAAUUAUCACACCGCAUGUCUGAAAACCAGCUUGCUGAGCCAUUUACCAUGUUUAAAUAAAGCUGAUUGAUUAAUUGAUUUAUUUAUUUCAGUUAGAACCUGUUACAAGAAGGCUUUAGAACACGACCAAUUACGGUGA
Molecule: messenger RNA, 584 nt
Organism: Porites lobata
Lineage: Eukaryota; Metazoa; Cnidaria; Anthozoa; Scleractinia; Poritidae
Source: the annotation of a GenBank genome assembly